UGAGAGCGUGAGGAGGAGCCGCCGCCACCGCCUCCUCGCUGUCCUCGUCCUCCUGGGCCCCCCAGCGUCGCGGGCCGCGCGCUGCCCUGGAAGGGACGUCGCCUCGCCUGCCUCCGCCUCCCCCUCGCCGCGCCGCGCCGCUCCCGCCUCCUGCUCCUGCGUUGCGGACUCCGGCGGAACCCGGAACGGCCGUCCGCCUCCCCCGCCCUCCGCCGCCCCCUCCGCGGCUUCCUCCUCUUCCUCCUCCUCCUCAGCCCCGGGCCAGAUCGCAGUGUCGGCAGCGGCCGGUUCAGGCGGCGACUCGCGCUUCUUCGGGCGGCGGCGCUUGGCCAUGUCGUGUCGGGGAAGGUAAUGAGCCGCAGAGCCCCGGGGUCUCGGCUGAGCAGCGGCGGCGGCGGCGGCGGCACCAAGUACCCGCGGAGCUGGAAUGACUGGCAACCCAGAUUGACUUGAUGCAAAACACCACAAAGGCUCCAUAUUACACAGUAUGCGAUUUUUGAGAACUGAUAGUGCAUCAGCCGACUCAGAUACUUUAAAAUACUCCUCAUCCAGAGAUAGGGGUGUUUCUUCCUCUUAUGGACCGCAACCUUCAAAUUCAGCUGUGGUGUCUCGGCAAAGGCACGAUGAUAGCAGAGGCCAUGCUGACAUACAGAAUGACGAAAAGGGUGGCUACAGUGUCAAUGGAGGAUCUGGGGAAAAUACUUAUGGUCGGAAGUCGUUGGGGCAAGAGCUGAGGGUUAACAAUGUGACCAGCCCUGAGUUUACCAGUGUUCAGCAUGGCAGUCGUGCGUUAGCCACCAAAGACAUGAGGAAAUCACAGGAGCGAUCGAUGUCGUACUCAGAUGAGUCUCGACUGUCGAAUCUUCUUCGGAGGAUCACCCGGGAAGAUGACAGAGACCGAAGACUGGCUACUGUAAAACAGCUGAAGGAGUUUAUUCAGCAGCCAGAAAAUAAAGUGGUGCUAGCUAAGCAGUUGGAUAACAUCUUGGCUGCUGUUCAUGAUGUGCUGAAUGAAAGUAGCAAGUUGCUUCAGGAGUUGAGGCAAGAGGGAGCUUGCUGUCUUGGCCUUCUCUGUGCUUCUCUGAGCUACGAGGCUGAGAAGAUCUUCAAGUGGAUUUUUAGCAAAUUUAGCUCAUCUGCCAAAGAUGAAGUGAAGCUCCUCUACCUGUGUGCCACCUACAAAGCGCUGGAGACUGUUGGGGAGAAGAAAGCCUUUUCCUCGGUGAUGCAGCUUGUGAUGACCAGCCUACAGUCUAUUCUUGAAAAUGUGGAUACACCAGAAUUACUUUGCAAAUGUGUUAAGUGCAUUCUUUUGGUGGCUCGAUGCUACCCUCAUAUUUUCAGCACUAAUUUUAGAGAUACAGUUGAUAUAUUAGUUGGAUGGCACAUAGAUCAUACCCAGAAACCCUCCCUCACACAGCAGGUGUCUGGGUGGUUGCAGAGUUUGGAGCCAUUUUGGGUAGCUGACCUUGCAUUUUCUACCACUCUUCUUGGUCAGUUUCUAGAAGACAUGGAAGCAUAUGCUGAGGACCUCAGCCAUGUGGCCUCCGGGGAGUCAGUGGAUGAAGAUGUUCCUCCUCCAUCAGUGUCAUUACCAAAGCUGGCAGCACUUCUCCGUGUGUUCAGUACUGUUGUGAGGAGCAUUGGGGAACGCUUCAGCCCAAUUCGGGGUCCACCAAUUACUGAAGCAUAUGUCACAGAUGUUCUAUACAGAGUAAUGAGAUGCGUGACGGCUGCAAACCAAGUGUUUUUUUCUGAGGCUGUGUUGACAGCUGCUAAUGAGUGUGUUGGUGUUUUGCUCGGCAGCUUGGAUCCUAGCAUGACUAUACAUUGUGACAUGGUCAUUACAUAUGGAUUAGACCAACUGGAGAGUUGCCAGACUUGUGGUACCGAUUAUAUCAUCUCAGUCUUGAAUUUGCUCACAUUGAUUGUUGAGCAGAUAAAUACAAAACUCCCAUCAUCAUUUGUAGAAAAGCUUUUUAUACCAUCAUCUAAACUACUAUUUUUACGAUAUCAUAAAGAAAAAGAGGUUGUUGCUGUGGCUCAUGCUGUUUAUCAGGCAGUGCUCAGCUUGAAGAAUAUUCCUGUUCUGGAGACUGCUUAUAAAUUAAUUUUGGGAGAAAUGACUUGUGCACUAAACAAUCUGCUGCACAGUCUCCAGCUCCCUGAUGCCUGUUCUGAGAUUAAGCACGAGGCUUUUCAGAAUCAUGUAUUCAACAUCGACAAUGCCAACUUUGUAGUUAUAUUUGAUCUCAGUGCCCUGACUACAAUUGGAAAUGCCAAAAAUUCAUUAAUUGGGAUGUGGGCACUGUCUCCAACUGUGUUUGCACUGCUGAGUAAGAAUCUGAUGAUUGUGCAUAGUGACCUGGCUGUUCACUUCCCUGCCAUUCAGUAUGCGGUGCUCUACACCCUGUAUUCCCAUUGUACCAGGCACGAUCACUUCAUAUCCAGCAGUCUGAGCUCUUCAUCCCCCUCCUUAUUUGAUGGCGCCGUGAUUAGCACUGUGACCACAGCCACAAAGAAACACUUCUCAAUUAUAUUAAAUCUUUUGGGAAUAUUGCUAAAAAAAGAUAAUCUUAACCAGGACACAAGGAAACUGUUAAUGACAUGGGCUUUGGAAGUGGCUGUAUUAAUGAAGAAGUCUGAAACAUACGCGCCUUUAUUCUCCCUUCCAUCUUUUCACAAAUUUUCCAAUGGUCUUUUAGCCAACACUCUUGUUGAAGAUGUGAAUAUCUGCAUGCAAGCAUGCAGCAGUCUCCAUGCUCUGUCCUCUUCCUUGCCAGAUGAUCUGCUACAGAGGUGUGUUGACGUCUGCCGUGUUCAGCUGGUCCAUAGUGGAACUCGCAUUCGACAGGCCUUUGGAAAACUGUUGAAGUCAAUCCCUUUAGAUGUUGUACUAAGCAAUAACAAUCACACAGAGAUUCAGGAGAUUUCUCUGGCAUUGAGAAGCCACAUGAGUAAAGCACCAAGUAACACGUUCCACCCUCAGGACUUUUCUGAUGUCAUCAGUUUCAUUUUGUAUGGAAACUCUCACCGAAUAGGGAAGGACAAUUGGUUAGAAAGAUUGUUCUAUAGCUGCCAGAGGCUGGAUAAGCGUGACCAGUCCACAAUUCCCCGCAAUCUCCUCAAGACAGAUGCUGUCCUUUGGCAGUGGGCUAUUUGGGAAGCUGCGCAGUUCACUGUUCUGUCAAAGCUGCGAACCCCCCUGGGCAGAGCCCAGGACACGUUCCAGACAAUUGAAGGUAUCAUUAGAAGUCUUGCAGCCCACACACUAAACCCUGACCAGGAUGUUAGCCAGUGGACCACUGCAGAUAAUGACGAGGGCCACGGGAGCAAUCAGCUUAGGCUUGUUCUUCUGCUUCAGUAUCUAGAGAACCUGGAGAAAUUAAUGUAUAAUGCCUAUGAGGGAUGUGCGAACGCUCUGACAUCACCGCCCAAGGUCAUUAGGACUUUUUUCUAUACAAAUCGACAGACUUGCCAAGACUGGCUCACUCGGAUCCGCCUUUCCAUCAUGAGGGUUGGAUUGCUGGCAGGUCAGCCUGCAGUGACAGUGAGACAUGGCUUUGACUUACUGACUGAAAUGAAAGCAAAUAGUCUAUCUCAGGGAAAUGAAUUGGAAGUAACUAUCAUGAUGGUGGUUGAAGCACUGUGUGAGCUCCAUUGUCCUGAAGCAAUACAGGGAAUUGCAGUCUGGUCAUCUUCAGCUGUUGGUAAAAACCUUCUCUGGAUUAAUUCAGUGGCCCAGCAGGCCGAAGGAAGGUUUGAAAAGGCCUCUGUGGAGUACCAGGAGCACCUAUGUGCAAUGACCGGUGUUGAUUGCUGCAUCUCCAGCUUUGACAAGUCUGUUCUUACAUUGGCCAAUGCUGGACGUAACAGUGCCAGCCCCAAACACUCUCUAAAUGGUGAAUCCAGAAAAACUGUGCUGUCCAAACCAACUGACUCUUCCCCUGAAGUUAUCAACUACCUAGGAAAUAAGGCCUGUGAAUGCUACAUCUCUAUUGCUGACUGGUCUGCUGUGCAGGAGUGGCAGAACGCGGUCCACGACCUGAAGAAGAACACUGGCAGCACCUCACUCAGUCUGAAAGCUGAUUUCAACUAUAUCAAGUCACUAAGCAGCUUCGAGUCUGGAGAGUUUGUUGAAUGCACUGAGCAAUUGGAAUUAUUACCAGGAGAAAAUAUUAAUCUGCUUGCUGGAGGGUCAAAAGAAAAAAUAGAUAUGAAAAAGCUGCUUCCUAACAUGCUAAGCCCAGACCCACGGGAGCUUCAGAAAUCCAUUGAAGUCCAACUGUUAAGAAGCUCGGUCUUCUUGGCAACUGCUGUAAACCAUGUGGAACAAGAUCAGAAAUGGCAAUCCUUAACCGAAAAUGUGGUAAAGUACUUGAAGCAAACCUCACGCAUAGCUAUUGGACCACUAAGACUGUCUACGCUCACAGUGUCGCAGUCCUUGCCAGUACUGAGUACCCUGCAGCUGUACUGCUCAUCUGCUCUUGAAAACACAGUUUCUAAUAGACUUUCAACAGAGGACUGUCUUAUCCCACUCUUCAGUGAUGCCCUUCGUUCAUGUAAACAGCAUGAUGUGCGGCCGUGGAUGCAGGCAUUGAGGUACACUAUGUACCAGAAUCAGCUGUUAGAGAAAAUUAAAGAACAAACAGUUCCAAUUAGAAGCCAUCUCAUGGAAUUAGGUCUGACGGCGGCAAAAUUUGCUAGAAAACGGGGGAAUGUGUCACUGGCAACAAGACUGCUAGCACAGUGCAGCGAGGUUCAGCUGGGAAAGACAACCACUGCCCAGGACUUAGUCCAACAUUUUAAAAAACUGUCCACUCAAGGUCCUGUGGAUGAAAAGUGGGGACCUGAGCUUGAUAUUGAAAAAACCAAGUUAUUAUAUACAGCAGGCCAAUCAACACACGCAAUGGAAAUGUUGAGUUCUUGUGCCAUAUCUUUUUGCAAGUCUGCAAAAGCUGAAUAUGCUGUGGCUAAGUCAAUUCUGACCCUGGCUAAAUGGGUCCAGGCUGAAUGGAAAGAGAUUUCAGGACAGCUGAGACAGGUGUAUAGAGCUCAGCAGCAGCAGAACCUCCCAGGCCUUUCUACUUUGUCUAGGAACAUACUCACUCUAAUAGAGCUACCAUCUGCUAGCACUGUGGGAGAAGAACACCCUCGGAUUGAGAGCGAAUCUACAGUGCAUAUUGGUGUUGGAGAACCUGACUUCAUUUUGGGACAGUUGUACCAUCUUUCUUCAGUGCAGGCACCUGAAGUAGCCAAAUCGUGGGCAGCAUUGGCUAGUUGGGCUUAUAGGUGGGGCAGAAAGGUGGUUGACAAUGCCAGUCAGGGAGAAGGUGUUCGUCUGUUGCCUAGAGAAAAAUCUGAAGUUCAAAAUCUGCUUCCAGAUACUAUAACUGAAGAAGAGAAAGAGAGAAUAUAUGGUAUUCUUGGACAAGCAGUAUGUCGGCCAGCAGGAAUUCAGGAUGAAGAUAUAACACUUCAGAUAACAGAAAGUGAAGAUAAUGAGGAAGAUGACAUGGUUGAUGUUAUCUGGCGGCAGUUAAUCUCAAGCUGCCCAUGGCUUUCUGAACUCGAUGAAAAUGCAACUGAAGGUGUCAUUAAAGUGUGGAGGAAAGUUGUAGACAGAAUCUUCAGCCUGUAUAAACUGUCUUGCAGUGCAUAUUUUACUUUCCUUAAGCUCAAUGCUGGUCAGAUUCUGUUAGAUGAAGAUGACCCCAGGCUCCAUCUAAGUCACAGAGCAGAGCAGAGCACUGAUGAUGUGAUUGUGAUGGCUACCCUGCGGCUGCUGAGGUUGCUGGUGAAGCAUGCUGGUGAGCUCCGGCAGUAUCUGGAACAUGGCUUGGAGACAACACCUACUGCUCCAUGGAGAGGAAUUAUUCCACAGCUUUUCUCACGCCUAAACCACCCUGAAGUGUAUGUACGCCAAAGUAUUUGUAACCUUCUUUGUCGUGUGGCCCAAGAUUCCCCACACCUCAUACUGUACCCUGCAAUAGUAGGAACCAUAUCGCUUAGCAGUGAAUCCCAGGCUUCAGGAAAUAAGUUUUCCUCUGCAAUCCCAACUUUACUUGGAAAUAUUCAAGGAGAAGAACUGCUGGUUUCUGACUGUGAAGGAGGAAGUCCUCCUGCUUCUCAAGACAGCAGCAGAGAUGAACCUAAAAGUGGUUUAAAUGAAGACCAGGCCAUGAUGCAGGAUUGCUACAGCAAAAUUGUAGAUAAGCUGUCCUCUGCCAACCCAACGAUGGUCUUACAGGUCCAGAUGCUUGUGGCAGAGCUCCGUAGGGUCACUGUGCUCUGGGAUGAGCUCUGGCUGGGAGUUCUGUUACAGCAGCACAUGUACGUCCUGAGGCGCAUCCAGCAGCUGGAGGACGAGGUGAAGAGAGUCCAGAACAACAACACCUUGCGCAAAGAAGAGAAAAUUGCCAUCAUGCGGGAGAAGCACACAGCGCUGAUGAAGCCUAUUGUGUUUGCUCUGGAGCAUGUGCGAAGCAUCACCGCUGCCCCUGCAGAGACUCCUCACGAAAAGUGGUUUCAGGAUAACUAUGGUGAUGCCAUCGACAAUGCCCUCGAAAAACUAAAGACCCCAUCAAACCCUGCCAAGCCUGGAAGCAGCUGGAUUCCAUUUAAAGAGAUAAUGCUGAGUUUGCAACAGAGAGCGCAGAAACGUGCAAGCUACAUCUUGAGACUUGAUGAGAUCAGUCCUUGGUUGGCUGCCAUGACUAACACUGAAAUUGCACUUCCUGGAGAAGUCUCAGCCAGAGACACUGUAACAAUUCACAGUGUGGGUGGAACUAUCACCAUCUUACCAACUAAAACCAAGCCCAAGAAGCUCCUCUUUCUUGGAUCAGAUGGGAAGAGCUAUCCUUACCUUUUCAAAGGACUAGAAGACUUGCAUCUGGAUGAGAGAAUCAUGCAGUUCUUAUCUAUUGUGAAUACUAUGUUUGCUACAAUUAACCGGCAGGAAACACCUCGUUUCCAUGCACGACACUAUUCUGUAACGCCACUGGGGACGAGGUCAGGGCUGAUCCAGUGGGUAGACGGAGCCACACCAUUGUUUGGUCUUUAUAAGCGAUGGCAACAACGAGAAGCUGCCUUACAAGCACAAAAGGCCCAAGAUUCCUACCAAACUCCUCAGAAUCCCAGCAUUGUUCCUCGUCCCAGUGAACUUUACUAUAGUAAAAUUGGCCCAGCUUUGAAAACAGUUGGCCUUAGCCUGGAUGUGUCAAGGAGGGAUUGGCCCCUCCACGUGAUGAAGGCAGUGUUGGAAGAGUUAAUGGAGGCCACACCCCCAAACCUCCUGGCCAAAGAGCUCUGGUCAUCUUGUACCACUCCUGAUGAGUGGUGGAGAGUCACACAGUCCUAUGCAAGAUCUACUGCUGUCAUGUCUAUGGUUGGCUACAUAAUUGGCCUUGGAGACAGACAUCUGGAUAACGUGCUCAUAGAUAUGACAACUGGAGAAGUAGUUCACAUAGAUUACAAUGUUUGUUUUGAGAAAGGUAAAAGCCUUAGAGUUCCUGAGAAAGUGCCUUUUCGUAUGACACAAAACAUUGAGACAGCACUGGGUGUGACUGGAGUGGAAGGUGUUUUCAGGCUUUCCUGUGAGCAGGUUCUCCACAUUAUGCGACGAGGCCGAGAGACUCUGCUUACGCUCUUGGAGGCCUUUGUGUAUGACCCCUUGGUGGACUGGACAGCUGGCGGUGAGGCUGGGUUUGCAGGCGCUGUCUAUGGUGGAGGUGGCCAGCAGGCUGAAAGCAAGCAGAGCAAGCGAGAGAUGGAGCGUGAGAUUACCCGUAGCCUCUUUUCUUCCAGAGUCGCUGAGAUUAAGGUGAACUGGUUUAAGAAUCGGGAUGAGAUGCUGGUUGUGCUUCCCAAGCUGGACAGCAGCUUAGACGAGUAUCUGAGCCUGCAGGAGCAGCUGACAGAUGUUGAAAAACUGCAAGGCAAACUGCUAGAGGAAAUAGAAUUUCUAGAAGGAGCUGAAGGAGUGGACCAUCCAUCUCGUACUCUGCAACACAGAUAUUCUGAGCAUACUCAGCUACAGACCCAGCAGCGAGCUGUUGAGGAGGCAGUCCAGGUGAAGCUGAAUGAGUUUGAACAGUGGAGAGCACAGUACCAGGCUGCAUUCAGUAACUUGGAAGCCACCCAGCUUGCAAGUUUGCUUCAGGAGAUAAGCACACAAAUGGACCUUGGUCCUCCAAGCUAUGUACCGGCAACAGCCUUUCUACAGAAUGCUGGCCAAGCCCACCUCAUCAGCCAGUGUGAGCAGCUGGAGGGGGAAGUCGGCGCCCUCCUGCAGCAGAGGCGUUCUGUGCUUCGUGGCUGUCUGGAACAGCUGCAUCACUAUGCAACUGUCGCCCUGCAGUAUCCAAAAGCCAUAUUUCAGAAACAUCGGAUUGAACAGUGGAAGGCCUGGAUGGAAGAGCUUAUCUGCAACACCACUGUAGAGCGCUGCCAAGAACUCUAUAGGAAAUACGAAAUGCAGUAUGCUCCUCAGCCACCUCCAACAGUGUGUCAGUUCAUCACUGCCACUGAAAUGACUCUUCAGCGGUAUGCAGCAGACAUAAACAGCAGACUUAUUAGACAAGUAGAACGCUUGAAACAAGAAGCCGUCACUGUACCAGUUUGUGAAGAUCAGUUGAAAGAAAUUGAGCGUUGCAUUAAAGUUUUUCUUCAUGAGAAUGGAGAAGAGGGAUCUCUCAGUCUAGCAAGUGUCAUUAUUUCUGCCCUUUGCACUCUUACACGACGCAACCUUAUGAUGGAAGGUGCAGCAUCAAGUGCUGGGGAGCAGCUGGUUGAUCUGACAUCCCGAGACGGAGCCUGGUUUCUAGAGGAGCUGUGCAGUAUGAGUGGAAAUGUCACCUGCCUGGUGCAGUUACUGAAGCAGUGUCACCUGGUACCACAGGACCUGGACAUUCCCAACCCAGUGGAAGCAUCUGAAGCUGUUCAUUUAGCCAAUGGAGUGUACACAUCCCUGCAGGAAUUAAAUUCAAAUUUCCGGCAAAUAAUAUUCCCAGAAGCACUUAGAUGUUUAAUGAAGGGGGAGUGCACCUUAGAAAGUAUGCUCCAAGAACUGGACAGUCUCAUCGAGCAGACGACUGAUGGCGUUCCUCUGCAGACUCUGGUGGAGGCGCUUCAAGCCUACUUACGAAACACAGCCAUGGGGCUUGAAGAAGAAACUCAUGCUCAUUAUAUUGAUGUUGCCAGAAUGCUACAUGCUCAGUAUGGUGAAUUAAUCCAACCAAGAAAUGGUUCAGUUGAUGAAACACCAAAAAUGUCAGCUGGCCAGAUGCUUUUGGUAGCAUUUGAUGGCAUGUUUGCCCAAGUUGAAACUGCUUUUGGCUUAUUAGUUGAGAAGUUAAACAAGAUGGAAAUUCCUGUUGCCUGGAGGAAGAUUGACAUUAUUCGAGAAGCCAGAAGUACCCAAGUCAACUUUUUUGAUGAUGACAAUCACCGUCAGGUGCUAGAAGAGAUUUUCUUUUUAAAAAGACUACAGACAAUUAAGGAGUUCUUCAGGCUCUGUGGCACCUUCUCUAAAACAUUGUCAGGAUCAAGUUCACUUGAAGAUCAGAGUUCUGUGAAUGGACCUGGACAGAUUGUUAACGUGAAAGCCCUCUUUAGAAACUCUUGCUUCAGUGAAGACCAAAUGGCCAAGCCUAUCAAGGCCUUUACAGCCGACUUUGUAAGGCAGCUCUUGAUAGGACUCCCAAACCAAGCCCUUGGACUCACACUGUGUAGCUUCAUCAGUGCUCUGGGUGUAGACAUCAUUGCUCAGGUGGAGGCAAAGGACUUUGGUGCUGAAAGCAAAGUUUCUGUUGACGAUCUGUGUAAGAAAGCUGUGGAGCACAACAUCCAGGCCGGGAGGUUCUCACAGCUGGUCAUGAACAGGGCCACUGUGCUAGCCAGCUCUUACGACACGGCCUGGAAGAAGCACGACCUGGUGCGCAGGCUGGAAACCAGCAUCUCUUCCUGUAAGACAAGCCUGCAGCGGGUGCAGUUGCACAUUGCCAUGUUCCAGUGGCAACAUGAAGACCUCCUUAUCAACAGACCACAAGCCAUGUCAGUCACCCCCCCUCGGUCUGCAAUUCUGACCAGCAUGAAGAAGAAACUGCAUGCUCUCAGUCAGAUUGAGACUUCAAUUGGAACUGUUCAGGAGAAACUAGCAGCCCUUGAAGCAAGCAUUGAGCAGCGGCUGAAGUGGGCAGGUGGUGCAAACCCUGCACUGGCACCAGUACUACAAGAUUUUGAAGCAACAAUAGCUGAAAGAAGGAAUCUUGUCCUCAAAGAGAGCCAGAGAGCUAACCAGGUCACUUUUCUCUGCAGCAAUAUCAUUCAUUUUGAAAGUCUACGAACAAGAACUGCAGAAGCCUUAAGCCUGGAUGCUUCCUUAUUUGAACUAAUCAAACGGUGUCAGCAGAUGUGUUCAUUUGCAUCACAGUUCAACAGUUCAGUUUCUGAGCUAGAGCUUCGUUUAUUACAGAGAGUGGACACAACUCUUGAACAUCCUAUUGGCAGUUCUGAGUGGCUUCUGUCAGCUCAUAAACAGUUGACCCAAGAUAUGUCCACCCAAAGGGCUGUUCAGACAGAGAAGGAACAACAGAUAGAGACCAUCUGUGAGACCAUCCAGAGCCUAGUAGACAGCGUAAAAACUGUGCUCACAGGUCACAACCGGCAGCUUGGAGAUGUAAAGCAUCUCCUGAAAGCCAUGGCUAAGGAUGAAGAGGCUGCUCUAGCAGAUGCUGAAGAUAUCCCCUAUGAGAGCAGUGUCAGGCAGUUCCUGGCUGAAUAUAAAUCAUGGCAAGACAACAUUCAGACGGUUUUGUUCACAUUAGUCCAGGCCAUGGGUCAGGUUCGAAGUCAAGAACAUGUUGAAAUGUUACAGGAAAUCACUCCCACCUUAAAAGAACUGAAGACACAAAGCCAGAGUAUCUAUAAUAAUUUAGUGAGUUUUGCAUCACCCUUAGUCACCGACGCAGCAAACGAGUGUUCAAGUCCAACAUCAUCUGCUCCUUACCAGCCAUCUUUUGCUGCAGCGGUCCGGAGUAACACUGGCCAGAAGACUCAGCCUGAUGUUAUGUCUCAGAAUGCUAAAAAACUGAUUCAGAAAAAUCUGGCUACAUCAGCAGAUACUCCACCAAGCACCAUCCCAGGGACUGGCAAGAGCAUCGCUUGUAGUCCCAAAAAGGCUGUCAGAGACCCUAAAACUGGGAAAGCUGUGCAAGAGAGAAACUCCUAUGCAGUGAGUGUAUGGAAGAGAGUGAAAGCCAAGCUAGAGGGCCGAGAUGUUGAUCCAAAUAGGAGGAUGUCAGUUGCUGAGCAGGUUGACUAUGUCAUUAAGGAAGCAACUAAUCUAGAUAACUUGGCUCAGCUGUAUGAAGGUUGGACAGCCUGGGUGUGAAUGGCAACACAGUAGAUGAGUCUGGUUAAGCGAGGUCAGACAUCCACCAGAAUCAACUCAGCCUCAGGCAUCCAGAGCCACAUCACAGUCGGUGGUGAUGCAACUGGGGGCUUACUCUGAGGAAACCUAGGAAAUCUCGGUGUACUAGGAAGUGAAUCCUGCAGGACAGCUGCACUCAGGGAUACGCCCAACACCAUGGCCAGGGUCAAAGGUGAAGAAAGCAAGCUCACUGCCUGCACACGGAGAUUGUCUUUCUGCCACAGAACAGCUGCAAACGUGUCAGGAGGUUAGCUGAGAAAGAAAUCGGGCUGCUGCGGAGCACAGAGUGACUUGGAACUCCAUUCCACCUGACCCUGUGUGAACAAUCCAGGAAAACAAACCCGCUCAGAAACAGAGAGAACUGGGGCCGCGAAGAAUUCACAGCCACGGAAGAGGUGAUGCAUUCAGAAUCUCAAGAAACGUUUGCCGCUCGGCAACAGUACUGGUUGGGUUGACCAGUUAAGUACCAAAAGGCUAUGCUGUAUGAAUUUUAGAAGUGUACUGAGAAAAUGGAGAGCAGUGUAACAGACACACUACAAUGGAAGAAAUGACUUCUGAAAUGAAGGGAAAAGCACCCAUGAAUCCCACUCCUUCCCAUCGCUUACCUGUUUCCCCGCUCCCUAUUGACCUGCUCUGGUAGAUUAGCCAGUGUCAAACACACUUUUAUUUCAAUCCUUACACUUCAUAAACUUUUGUCUCCUCCACACUGUUACCAUAUUUGGAGACAGAAACAGGAGCUUCUCCAAAUCCAGUGAAAACAUGGAAAAUUCAAAGGAUUGUUUAAAGGUGUGAUCAUCACAUACAAGAUGUAACUGGUUAUUUCAGUCAUAUCUGUGACUCUUAUCAUGUACAGUUCAGAAUUGUCACUGUGCAUCCGAACGUGAUGAGUCUUAACAGACACUGAUUUCAUGUGCACUCCCCUCUGCUUACAGUGUGCAUUUUUUGGAGGUCAUUCAAAUUUUCCUUCUUCUGUGAUUGCUGUAGUUUCUUUCAUAGAAAGUAGCUGAUCUGAUGUAAUCUUUUACCUUUUAAACAACCAGGAUAGAGAACCUAUUGGAGUUUGCAUUGUUGAUGACAGGUUCACAAUAAAGUGAUGUUCUGGUGGAGGUAGAGUGAAAUGUUUUUUAAUUCAGUUUUCUCAUUGAUACUUUUAAUUUACGAAGUGUAAUUUUCUUUUAUGUUUCAGGGUGUAAAUUAAAGGUUUGCCUGCCAUUUGGGGGUUUGCUAGUGCUGCCCACCAACACCUCUGAGCGCGGUGGGCAGUCUGUGAGGGGCUUGUUUGCCUUCUGCAUCUUUUCAUGGCUUGCUGUUUGUUGAGUGAUGAGCCUAGUGAGUCACGAUCAAGGCACCCUUCAGUUUAGCAUUUUCAGUACUCACUGCUGAUCCUCAACAGACGUCCAGACUAGAAUAGAGCUAAAAAUCAAGUAUCAGCAGAGUAGCACACAGUAUUUUAAGUCCGAUUUCCCUACAUUUUAGCAACUAAUGUGGUGGCUACUUAUCUUCGCUAGCCUCUACACACAAGCCUCAAGGGCCCUGUGGAAGCACUCCGUGUGGCUCUGGGCUCUUCUCUAAAAGCUACGAGUUGAAUUCUAAUCCUUACAGGAUGGAUGCCAUUGUUAAGUCAGCACUUUCUUAAUUAUGAGUGUUGGAAGAUGCUGUUUUCAGUUUCCACGUGUCCAAUGACAAGGAAUCUAGCACGUUGCAUUUGAUUUUGAGCCUUAUUUUUACAAAACACCCUAGUUGGAAUAUUAAUGCUGUUCCUGUGUUUUGCAUGCUGCUUUCUUCCCUAGAGGCAUGGAGGGCAACUGUACUUGGUAACUUUUGUUCUCUCGUAAUAUGUCAUUUUCAGCCAUUCUUCAUGCCAGGAAGAACUUUUGUCACGAUGAUAAAACCAGCUGAAACUUCUUUGUCCCUGUGGGUAGGUUGUGGUAGUGGUCAGAAUGGCUUCUGCUUUGGUAAUAGGUGACAUUUAUUCUCUAGGAGUUUCAGGCAUCACAAGUACCUGGCAUCUUAAUCCAAACAAAAAUAAGACAACUUAGAAAAAAA
Acomys russatus (golden spiny mouse) is the source of this 13477-nucleotide messenger RNA. It is a transcript of the gene Smg1, whose product is annotated as SMG1 nonsense mediated mRNA decay associated PI3K related kinase. The transcript has 64 exons. The record is from RefSeq and is a predicted model, not a curated record. Gene Ontology annotation, biological process: nuclear-transcribed mRNA catabolic process, nonsense-mediated decay; phosphorylation. Gene Ontology annotation, cellular component: nucleus. Gene Ontology annotation, molecular function: protein serine/threonine kinase activity; protein binding. NCBI's taxonomy places the organism in Eukaryota, Metazoa, Chordata, Mammalia, Rodentia, Muridae. The coding region runs from base 488 to 11392 and encodes 3634 amino acids.